AUGGCGUCGCCACAAGAAUCCAAACCCUUGUGCUUGAAGCGCAAGCUUGUCGACAACUGCCUGUCAAAAGAGUGCAAGUCUCGUCGAGUCGUGGUUGACAAUGGACCCUCUGAUCCAUCUGCUAAACGGUGCAAGUGCUGUUGCACGCGACCUAAUCUUGCCAGUGAUUGCGUCAAUUACCUGAAAAGUGGAGUUCCCAGCCGUAUCGUGUUUUAUAAACAAGAUUCUUGGCACAAUUUUCCUGAGCAAAUAAUGAAGUCCCUGAUUGAAGGAUUUAAAGGCGGCAAAUCUAGCGUUGUGGCUGUGAUGGAUGAUGAGCCUGUUCUUGUUGAUUUCUUGUCAAUGAGUCUUGUCAACCUACAAACAAGAAAACAGCAAUCUGUUGCAUGGUACGAUGAUACUGGAAAGGGCUUUUUUCCUUCUCUGUUCUUUGACGAGGAAGGUGAUGAAACGGCCAAUUUGGACUCUAGUAAUGUUGAGGAUGGUGCACAGGGAAUAAUGCUGGAUAAGGCUGUAAGUUCUCCAGAGGAAGUGGUGAAGCAAGUUGUUCUUGAAUCUGGCCCUCCGGGGCCACAUAAGCCUUCCACUGCAGACAUAUUACGUAAAAAGAUCACAUCUGUGGAAAGAGGAAGCGAAGACUUUUUGCUUGUUCAGGACCUUUUUCUCUCUGGUAUGGGUCCGUUUGCAACACCGAAUAACAUACUUCAUAUCCACCGCUACUCCCCGAAUGAUAUCACUGCUCAGUGUCGACUUCAAGCUUUUGAAAAACAAAUGAGCUGCACCAAAGAAGAUCGUGGUGAUUCAAAUGUAAGAUAUGGAUGGCUGGGUUCUACGAAGAGUGACAUAGUUAGGAUUCUAAUUAAUGGGUUUGGUAACACCGGAAAACCUGCUGAGAAGGCAUGCUUGAGCGCUGGUGUUUAUCUUUCACCAGAAGAUCGCGCCUUUACCAGUGUCGGUCUUUGUGAUGUUGACGAAAAAGCGGUGCAGUAUAUGUUAUUGUGCCGAGUGAUAUUGGGCAACAUGGAAGCUAUCACGCCUGGAUCACAAGAUUCUUUUCCAAGCAGCGAAAUAUAUGAUUCCGGAGUUGAUGAUUGCUCCAACCCAAAGUGUUAUGUUAUGUGGCCAUCCCAUCUUAACACUCACAUCCGUUUAGAAUAUCUUGUUAGUUUCAGACUUUCACCAAAAGUUCGAAAUUAUUUACUUGGCUUGAAGGGUUUAUGGUUUCACCCAUCACCAAAGGAAGUUGCUAUGGAUAUUUCUACUCUUCAACCUAUAAUGGGUGAAACUGGUGAAGCACCAACAUCCCCAUGGAUAUCCUUCAGAGUUCUGUUUGCAAUGAUCCAAGACAAUAUAUCAUCUGUAGCAAAGGAACUGCUCUUCCAUCAUUAUGAAGAGCUGAAGGAAAACGAAAUAAGUCGUGAAGAAAUGGUGAAGAAGAUGAUAAUAAUAGUCGGAGAAAAGUUACUUUUGGAAACUUUAAAGAAACUCCAUUACUGUCCAUCACUAUGGCAUAAAUCUUCUGUCGAAGUGAUGUCCAGUGAUCCUGCAAGGGUAGCAGCAGAAGAUCCUGCAAGGACAACAGAAGAACACAUAUCCUUGGAUAAAACAACUGGGCAUUGUGCACUAACUCUUGGUAACCUUGGCGAUUCCUGUGGACCAAAUACAUUGGCUGAAAGUUCCACAGCUCUUAGCACCAAAGGAUGUGAUACUCUUGCAGUAGCUACGGUGCCCAAAAGCCAUGAUUCUGUCGCACCAAGCAGUGUGCCUGAAUCAUCUACUUCUUCUGGUGCCAUAUGCCUAGCUUCCCCAAGUGUGAAACCCAAAAGUAGGGAUUCUCCUAUAAGAAUAAUGUCACCUGAAAGCUCUGCAAAUCAUGGUGCCAAAAAUCAGGAUCCUUCUGCAGUUAGAAUGGCACCUCUUCAUGACGUCCUUCUGAGGACAGCUUCUGGAAAAUCUGCAUCUCAUGGUGCGGAAGGUAGCAAUGGUGUUGCACCAAGUAUGAGACCUCAUGGUUAUGCUUAUCCAGCACCAACUAAUGCCUCAAAAGGCCGUGGGAUUGGUGCUCCAGGACUCAGUCUGAAGGGCUCUGAAUGUCCUGGGCCAGUUUUGGCACUGGGAAGCACCAAAUUCAGAGGGAUGAAAAGUCCCAGCUCUGUGCCAAGAAUGACACCUGAAGGCCCGGAAUUUCUUUCACUGAGUAUUGCGCCACAAAGCCAAGUAAUUUACCCAACUAAGUGCCAUGGUGGUGAUUUGAGUUCUUGUGCCGCACCUCCAGCUCAUGUGCCAGGACAUGUGAACUCUUCAGCUUUGAGCGCAGAAGGCUGCGAUUCUCUAGCACUGAGCAUCGCGCCAAACUGCCAUGAUCCUCCAGCAUCAAGCAACAACGAGCCAGCGUUCCCUGGGGCUCCAACAACACAUACAGCAUCUGAAGGCGAGCACUCUCAGGCGCCGAGUGCAGCCACCAUGGGUUAUACUGCUCCUGCACCGACAACCGGGGAGGCUGUACAAUUUGGACCCUGCAAUAAGCCAUCGGCGCCCAUCCCUGAGCCCGGCAGCAACGUCGCUCAGGCGGCUGACAUCCUCGUCGCCCUAUCAACUCCGCGAGAGAAGGGCAAGUAG
This is a messenger RNA of Triticum turgidum subsp. durum (durum wheat), 2619 nucleotides long. The record is from the annotation of a GenBank genome assembly. NCBI's taxonomy places the organism in Eukaryota, Viridiplantae, Streptophyta, Magnoliopsida, Poales, Poaceae.